AUCAAGGAAAAUGGCUAGGAAAAUAAUGAAAAGAUGCUUCGGAUAGAGAGAGAGAUAACAAGGCAUUCCUUUCUUUUCUUCAAUUGUUUACAAGGUUGAACACUAAGCAAAGCUUGCUCUCUGUCUCAAUCUUCUCUCUUUUAAAACCAACCCAGUACCUAUCUAAUCUUCUUUCUCCUCCAGAAGGUCCCUCACCAGAACAAAGGCGGGUCCUUUUUGGCAAUUUCUCUCUUCUUCCUUUUUUCUUUCUCAAUUUUUUUUUUAAUUUUCUCUUGUUAAUCAGAAGAAAACCCAGAAAGGGUGAAAGAAGAUGUGGCAAAGACAGCCAAACAAGUCUUCAUCCUAUAGAGAAUCUCUUAAGGCUCUUGAAGCUGAUAUAGAACAUGCUAAUACUCUGGCAGCCUCUAUCCCAGGAGAUUAUGGUGGGGAUGGUGUUCAAAUGAGAUUGUCUUACAGCCCUUUUGCUCCCUUGGUGUUGUUUCUGUUUGAAUGGAUGGAUUAUAGUUGUACAGAUACCCUUCCCAGUUCUUUGGGCCUUCUUCACAUAUUUGUGUACAAGUCUUGUGUUGAUGGAACCCCAACAUCGACAUCUAAAGAAAGGAAGGCCUCCCUGAGGGAAUUCUAUGCUGUUAUAUACCCAUUGCUUAUGCAACUUGAGGCUGAGUUUGUUGAAUUAGAAGAUAAGAAUAAGAGACCCCGAGGCACGAACACUUUGAGCAGAAAGCGAGUGGAAGAAAGGAGGAAGGCAUCCGAUAAAGAUUUUGAGAAGGAUGAAGAAUGCGGGAUAUGCAUGGAGAAUAUUGCAAAGAUGGUACUGCCUAAUUGUGGGCACUCAUUAUGCCUCCGCUGCUUCCGUGACUGGAAUGAACGAUCUCAGUCCUGCCCAUUUUGCCGUGGUAGCCUGAGGAGAGUUGGUUCUAUGGACUUAUGGGUUCUCAUAAGUAACGGUGAUAUAGUUGAUGCAGUUACUCUUGCAAAUGAAAAUCUAUCACGUUUCUACAAUUACGUUGAAAGCCUUCCUCUAGUAAUGCCUGAAACUCAUACAUUUCUGUUUGAUUACAUGAUCUGACUUAUUGAACAAUGAGCAAGUACUAUGUAGUAUAAGGUGCCAAACCACCCAUUGUACAUAGAAUCUGGUAUGGAGAUGUUUGGUCCCAUCCAUAGUGGUCGGCUGUGGAGAAAGUUUCUUCGGAGCUGUGUCUACUCAAACUGAGAUGCUGGAGAUGGCCAGGAGAUAAGCUGUCAGAAUUCUCAAUAAAGUCUCAGUUUGCAGCCCGGGGAAACAGAAGUCCGAGCAACCGCAAGUCUGUCAAGUGUAACACCUGUAAAUAGAAGGGAAUAAUAAAACAAUGGUAUGCUUUUGGCAUUCAACUCAGCUUUUUGGAACCCUGAGUGCUGAAUGAAAAUGACAGAGAUUGGCGUUCUAUUUGUUAUAUACCUAUUACUAUUUGAUGUAAAACCAGUAUCAUGUGCCAUAUGCAUGUUAUGGAACUUGCCUCUUAAACAUUGCUUAUGAUAAAUAAUUACACUGACUUAUCUUAUUUGGUGAUGAUGAAGAUGACAUGACUA
Tripterygium wilfordii is the source of this 1569-nucleotide messenger RNA. Its product is annotated as E3 ubiquitin-protein ligase AIRP2-like. Lineage: Eukaryota; Viridiplantae; Streptophyta; Magnoliopsida; Celastrales; Celastraceae. The record is from RefSeq and is a predicted model, not a curated record. Gene Ontology annotation, molecular function: ubiquitin protein ligase activity. The transcript has 5 exons. Bases 311 to 1069 code for a protein of 252 amino acids. Gene Ontology annotation, biological process: protein ubiquitination.